CUAAAAAUAAGGUACUCUGUGCUGUCUGCGGCACACUGCGGAGCGUAGAGUUAUGAGUUUAAUUAAAGUAGUGUUCAAGUUAAAUUAAUUAACAUUUACAUUAAAACAGAAUUAAAAACAUUCAUUAUUUGUUGAGAGUGUUUAAUGGUUUUAUAUUAUGAUAUAAAGGGACAAACAUAACCUCAAAAUAGCUCAUACCAGUAAAAUCUAAAAAUGCGACUAAAUAUUCGUUUGUUAUCCUCGGCCGUACAAAGAAGACCAUUUUAUAUAACCACCCCUAUAUUCUACGUGAAUGCGGCACCGCAUUUAGGUCAUCUCUAUACGGCGGUUGUGGCUGAUGCUAUUCAGAGGUUUGAGAAGCUAACCAACCCAGAUUGCAAUGUUAUAUUUAGCACAGGCACAGAUGAACAUGGAAUCAAGAUCCAGCAGGCAGCUACCAAAGCUAACCUCCCAUUACCAGAAUACUGUAUGAAAGUGUCAGAGGAAUACCGGAAACUGUUCAAAGACUUUAAUGUUGACUUUACAGACUUUGUACGCACCACUGAUGAGAAACAUAAAGUUGCUGUGAGGCAUUUCUGGAAAAGAUUAGUCAAAAAGGAUUAUGUUUAUAAAGCAAAGUACUCAGGCUGGUACAGUGUAAAUGAUGAGUCAUUUGUACCAGAAACGCACACCAAAGAUGAAGUCAUUAAUGGGGAAAAAGUCAAAGUAUCACUUGAGUCAGGUCACAGAGUGGAGUGGACUGAAGAAACAAAUUAUAUGUUUAGAUUGAGUGCUUUCAAAACACAUCUGUUGGACUGGCUGAAAACAGAUGGAGUGAUCACCCCACAGAAAUAUCAGAAGCAAUUGAUGGAAUGGCUGGAUAGUGAAGUUUAUAUCCCUGAUAUAUCAGUGAGCAGGCCGUCCUCCAGGGUGCACUGGGCAAUCAGAGUUCCAGGUGAUGAAGAUCAGAGUAUAUACGUUUGGGUGGACGCUCUAGUGAACUAUUUGACCGCCGUGGGGUACCCUGAUGAAGACCAAAUGAUCGCCAGACACCGACCCUGGCCCGCCGAUGUACAAGUCGUUGGGAAGGAUAUACUCAAAUUCCACGGUAUAUACUGGCCGGCGUUGCUAAUGGCAGCCCGCUGGCCUCCCCCUCGAAGGAUAUUGUGCCACGCGCACUGGACAGUGGAAGGAAGUAAGAUGUCCAAGUCUCUCCAGAACGUGGUGGAUCCGCGUUCGGUUCCCGUCCCACACGCUGCCUUGAGAUACCUUUUGUUGAGGGAAGCGACCAUGGCUACUGAUGCUAAUUACAGCGAGACUAAACUGAUAAACGUUAGCAACUCGGAAUUGGCCGACACGCUGGGCAACCUCGUCAGUCGAUGCUGCGGCACCGCUUUGAAUCCGCGCGGGGAAUUCCCGCCGCUGCACGCCAAGGAAUUGGCGGCGUACAGCCAGGCUGAUGUCACUGCUAACCUGAUGGACAGCGUGGAAAGACUGGCUGAUAUUUGUCACGAACACUACACCAACUACCAGUUCUACAAAGCCGUUGACGCCGUUAUCCACACUUUACACCUAGCUAACCUGUUCUUCGAAACGCAUAGACCCUGGGAACUGCGGAAGAAGGUGGAACACCAGAAACAACUGGAUGUAAUCCUUCACAUCACGAUGGAAACCCUGAGAAUAAGCGCCAUUAUCCUACAACCGAUCAUACCAGAUAUGACUGAGAAACUACUCGAUAAAUUACAAAUACCUAAAGAUUGCAGGAACUGGCAACAUUGCGAAAAACCUUCGUGGACGAUAGGGGGCGCUAUUUAUGAAACUAAAUACAUACAAAGCGGGAAAUUCGUGCUAUUUCAAAGAGUUUAUGUCGAUAAGAAGAACCAAAAGAAGAAAGCUAGCGGGUAGCGGUAAUAUAGUAAAAGUUAAUUAUGAGGGUAGUUCUAAAAAAUGGCACUUGUAUAGAUUUAUAAUCAAGGAGAAAUGGAUGAUAUCUCAUAAACUGUGUUAUUGUGUAUUUACUUUUGUUACCUUUUGUUUUGUUAUAUGCAUAUAAUGCAUUCAUUAAAUAAUUUGUACAACGUUUUUCGAAAGUAGAAUUAAUAAAAGAACAAAUUGUUAUUGCUUGUUUUUCACUAUUAACUAAAUUAGAUUUUAUUUAAAAAAAAAGAAAUCAAAU
Molecule: messenger RNA, 2155 nt
Organism: Chilo suppressalis (striped riceborer)
Lineage: Eukaryota; Metazoa; Arthropoda; Insecta; Lepidoptera; Crambidae
Source: the annotation of a GenBank genome assembly